CUCGUGAUCACAUCAUCACAUCAUCGUGAUGCUCGUGUACCGUCGGGACGUGCGUGUGCGUGUUUCGUAGCGUUCAGAAAAUUCCGUCUGCUUCAUUCCCCGCGGUUUUGGGUCGCAUCUAGCGUGAUUCUGGGAGGGUGAAAGUGAAACAAGCAGGACACAGUGCUAAAGGCAACAAAGCUUUGAAAGAAAACAUCCACAAAGGAAACACCAAUCGAGAUUGUGUGGAAAACGCAUUCGGAGGAAGGUUCAGCACAGUACAUUACAUCGGGACGAGUGAAAGCAAGUGAACAAAACCGGAAAGCGAUCGGUGAAAAUUCAGUCGUUGUGCCAUUUAGUGUUCCGGCCUUUCCGGUAGCUUUGAAGUAAACAGCGUGAAAGAAAACUCAGCAAACCCCGGCACCGCUUCACCCGACGAAUGGGCCGUGGUCCUUAUGAUUGGUCCUGUUGAUGCAAUCACGUAUCGAGAGCGUCAUACCACCGAGUGCCAGACGGAAGUGUUUAUGUAAUCAGAGCUACCGACUGCUUCGGAUUCUGGGUGGAUGUGUCUGUGAAAUCCGGCCCUUAAGCUCGGCUGGACGGCUGGGACGAAAUAAAUCCUAACCACGCCAGCUUUGCCAAACCACGUGAAGCUGAGAAUGCGCCAGGCGAGCUAAAACGGAAGCCAAAACAGAGUAAGUGUGUGCGUGCUUGUGUGUCUGUGUGUGCGCCGGGGAUUGGGUGUGAGGUGAGAAAAGUAUCUCUGUGUCCACCGUAUGCACAUAUGUGGGUUUAAGUGAAUGUACAAGUGUGUCUCGCUCUCUCUCCCUUUGUGUGUGGUGUCUUCGCAUAUGAGCUUCUGGCAAGCAUUUCUAACAACCGGAAACGCCGGAAGUGCCCAUUCUCGCCGGGAGGGCGGUGAUGGUGGUGAUGAUGGUGAAUGGUAGGUGUGUGUGUGUGACACGCGGGUGAAACAGGAUGCAUAAUAAGGAUAAAAGCUUUCCGAUCUGCCAGCAGCUAAAGUGAAUGGUGAUUAUCGUGCUCUCAUUGGCCCAUAACAGCCGUCCCUGUGAGCGUAUUCGUGUGCCUGUGAAGAUAAGUGUGUGUGUUUCACUACGGAAAAGCGCCCGAAUCAACAGUGUUGCCGCAUAAGAAUCGCAUCGCAAUACUGAACCGUGGAUCGGUUCCUUUGUGCUCGAGAAAAUGCCGGAAAAGCGUCGCCUCUAGCAGGAAACGCCGGAAACGAAAUACUUUGGGGCCGUGUGGCAGCAACGGGUUUUGCUGACAGCUCAACAGCUAUCCAUUAGCGAUAAGGAAAACCCCCCUCGGAACCGGGCCACCAGCCGAUUCGCAGCAACAGCGGCACCAGUGCGGACCGGAAAAAUAAACAACGAAUUUGGAAAGAUCAUCUUUGCCGCGCAUCGGUUUUCCCGCCCGAGCUGGUAAAGUUCUUGUGUUAGCAGUGUGUGUGUGUGCGUGAGUGAGGGAAAAAAGGACGGUGGAAAAAAAAUUCACCCGUCUAAAGAUAGCGUGCGAUAAGCGUGGAACGCGCGGAAGUGGAUAGAAAAUUGAUAUCUUGUUGUGAAAAUAUACAAGAGCUCGCCAGUCUCUGUUUGGCGGGUAACGCCGAGUGCUUCACAGUGUGGUGAAAAUCGUUCGUCAGUGUCGGUGUGCACAGGAAGAAAACGAAAGCAAAAAAAGGCCAUAGUGUGGUGAAAAUAGGAAUCGAUUCAAAGCGUGUUGGUGCCGAGUGUUUUGUGUGCGUGUGUGUGUGUGUGAUUCAUCCACGAUGGAUGUAGUUGUGUGGCCCCGAGCGUGUGUCCAUGCACGCCUCUAGGUAUGGCGAAAAUCUGACAACAGUGCGAUGACAUUUUCACGACAGUGUGCUGAGCGUGUCACCGACGAGGGUGGCGGAUGUGACCGGGCCGGACCGGCCGGGUGCUCGAAAGGUCAUCUCAUCACCUCAAGGACGAUGUCAGGCAGACGGCGAAGCGUGACGAGAGCGAUCCAGGACUGCCGGCUGGUCGGGCUGUGUGGACUGCUGCUGGCGGUGGCCAGCCUCGUCGGCGCUUCCUACUCCGAUACGGACGAUCUAAUCAACGAGCUCGAUCGACCGAUUCCCAUCACAACGGUCAGCGGAGUGUUGGGCAAACAGGCCAGCCUACCGUGCGACAUAACGCCACUCGAGCGGGACGAUGCCGUGUACAUGGUGCUGUGGUUCAAGGAGGACGACAACGAACCGCUGUACAACUUUGACGUGCGGGGCCGGCAGGUCGCCCAGGCACGGCUUUCCUCGUCCGACAAGUACUUUGGCAAGCGAGCCUUUUUCCGGGCCACCUCCCACCCGGCCCAGCUGCUGGUGGACGAGAUCAAACUGUCGGACGAAGGGAUGUACCGGUGUCGGGUUGACUUUCGCAACUCGCCUACGCGAAAUCUGAAAAUAAACUUCACUGUGAUAGUGCCACCGGAUCGGCCCAUCAUCUACGAUUCGCGGCGCCGGGAAAAGGCCAACACGGUCGAACCGUACAGCGAGGGCAGCGACAUUGCGUUGAUCUGCGAGGUCAAAGGUGGGCGACCUCGGCCAAACGUUACCUGGUACCUGGACAACAGUGUCAUCGAUGAGUCGUUCGAAACCCGACCGGACGGGACGACGGUCAAUCAUCUGUCCUAUCCAAACAUUGGCCGACAGCAUCUGGACGCCCGGCUGAUGUGCGUCGCGAGCAAUACGAACCUGACGCCGCCCAACAAUAAAGUGGUCGUGCUGGACGUCAACCUCAAACCGGUCGCCGUCCACAUCAUGGCCAAGGAAAAGUUCGUCUCCGCCGACAAGCGGUACGAGAUUGAGUGCAAAAGUUCUGGCUCCCGCCCUGAAGCGGCCAUCUCGUGGUGGAAAGGCACCCGCAUGCUGAAGCGCGUGACAAAGAACUUCUCGGAAACGGGUAACCAAUCACUCAGCGUUAUAUCGUACACGCCGACGGUGGACGAUGAUGGCAAAUAUUUGACUUGCCGGGCCGAGAAUCCGCUCAUCCCAGACAGCGCUAUCGAGGACAAGUGGCGACUGGUGGUGCAUUACAUGCCGAUCGUGACGCUCAAAAUGGGAUCAUCCCUUAAUCCGGACGACAUUAAGGAGGGUGACGACAUUUACUUCGACUGCCACAUCCAAUCGAACCCUAAACCGUACAAACUCGCCUGGUACCACGACGGAAACGAGCUCCAUCAUAAUGUGACAGCCGGCAUCAUCCUGUCGGACCAUUCGCUCGCCCUGCAAGGCGUGUCCCGCAGCCUGUCCGGAGAUUACACCUGCAUGGCGGCCAACACCGAGGGCCGCGGUACGAGCAAUCACGUCACACUUCGCGUGCGCUAUGCGCCGGUGUGUGCAGUGGACCGCGAGGAACUGUUGGGCGCUCUCAAGCACGAAACGCUGCAGCUGAAGUGUGAAGUCGAUGCGUCUCCACCGGCCGAAUCCUUCCACUGGACGUUCAACUCGUCCGGCGAGCAAACCGAGCUGCCGUCCCGUCUCCACUCGAGCGAGACCGGUCUAUCGAGGCUUAAUUACACGCCGACAUCCGAUCUGGACUACGGGACGAUAUCGUGCUGGGGACGGAACGCGAUCGGUGUGCAGAAGUCGCCUUGCGUCUUCCAAGUCGUCGCUGCAGGACGCCCGUUUGCACUGCAGAACUGUUCCGUGUCGAAUCAAUCAGCCGACUCCCUGCACAUCGAGUGCAUCGAAGGGUUCGACGGUGGGUUGCCGCAGAUGUUCCUGCUGGAGCUGGUCGAGGUGCCCGUCCUGCGAUUAGUUAGAAAUUUAAGCUUACAGCAUCCGCCGGUACAGUUCUUCAUAGAUAACCUCGAGCCGGGCAGCUCGUACCGCAUCAUACUGUUCGCCGCCAACGCCAAAGGCCGCUCGGAGCCGGUCAUAAUAGAUGAUAUCACCUUCAAGGGUGUGGCCAAAUACACAGGCGUGUCCAACGUUAUGAAUGUUCCUUUAUCACCGGUAUUAGCCGCAUUAACACUCACCGUGGCCAUCCUGUUUGCCGUAGUCUGCAUCGUACUGGCGACCAUCUACCGGCGACAUGCGACCAAGAACACGACCAAAAAACUGAAGCCCACCAAAACUGCCCAGCUAACGUCGACGCCCGACUGCCAGCUCGACUCGACCGUACAUCAUCAGACGCACGAUCCGAACGGCAUCCAGACGCCGCUGGUGGACAGCAGCUGUGGGGUAGGCGGUAUGGGUCGGGGGCGGGGUAGUCCCACGAUGGGUGGCGAACCUCCGGAUGGGGAUGAAACUGAUCCGGAUGUGAUACCGAAUCAGUACGAGCGAAGGCCACCGAAGACGACGUUACCUACGCCGCUGUUUCGCAGCCCGUCAGCAAGACUGAUACACCGCAACGGCGGUGAGCAUCUGCUCCACGAGGAGGAGCGACAUUGUGAUGGAUCCAGUCUGGCGUCGCUGACCGGGUCGAACACUGAAGUACAUCAUUACUCGUUUAAGCCUAGUAAACAAAUCAGUUAUGCCACGCUGGGCCGUGCAAACAAUAGCAGCGUCACCUCGACGCUCAGUCCACUUAGUCAGCAGGCGUCCACGGCGACGCUGCCCCUGCCGUCGAUGUCCGUUACCGGGGUCGGUGCGGUGGGGAGCCUGCUGAGCAGUCCGGCCUCCCAGUCGCUGGUCACGUCGACGCUGAACGAGUAUCGGUUUCGGCCCGAGGUGGUCACCACAUCCAACCGAAUACAGGAAAGUUGUAUAUAAACGUGUGUAGAGCGUGCCGGCGCCGCUUAGAGUGUAAGUGUUUUGCUGAGAGCGGGGGCUGAAGCGUAUAUUCAGCCGUAGCCAUACAUAUCCCUUUUGCUGAAUCUUCCGUCAAAAACCAUAUCCUUCCGAAUCAUAUCCCCCCCCCCCCCAGCCCCAUUCACCCCCCUCAUCCCUUCGUCGUCGUCAUCAUCGUCGUCGUGAGCGAGUAUGUGAGUGUAUGUACGUGUAAGUUUAGCCCAGAAUAGCUAUCGUAGAGCCUUUGUUUUAGAACAGUGAAAUGGAACGAAUUUUUCGGAACUGUAGCGCCAUAAUUAGAGGGUUCGAAGGGGCCUUCGAAGGGGGUCCCCUAAUACCGAAGGAUGUACAUAUUUUAGCCAAGUCGAUUUUGAUUGAGUGGAGGACGCGUUUGAGGGGCGACCUCCAAGGUCUGCCGCCAACACUGUCGCCGAUUGACAGGACGGCAGAAUCACGCACACAUUCGCCGGCCACAUAUCGAAGUAGCGAAACGUUUCCAAGACAUUGCGUUAAUGACUGGACAAUAAAACCUGGAUGGAAGUUAUAGAUACGGCAGCAGCAUAGCCACACGAACGUGAGUGAUUGAAGCAUGAAAAAAUAGUUUAGUAAAAUUAGCAAAUCGUUCCGAUGUCUUUCUCUUGUUUUAUCCGUCAAAACUACCACUGCCUCAAGGUUCCAAGUUGAUUUCCUGCAAUAAACUUUAAUUAAGUGUCUAAAGUUUGAUCAAGCCCCGAACAUUUUCAUUCUGGAACGCAACAACUUUUCAUAACUUAAAUCAAGCAAAAGCGAUUGGGUUCAAUCAGCUUUCUACCAAUUUCUCCGUUCGUGUUGGUUGUGCACGGGAAACGUGAGUAAGGGUGAGGAUGUACACAAGCAGCUGUAGGAGCGAAAAGGUUCGACUGACUGAUUCCAUAUUCGCACACAAACCACAGAGAGCCGGUGAAAAUUCCAAAGAGAUUCAAUUCACAGAGGUCUCAAUUAUUCACCCAAGGCUCGCAGGAGACCGGCACACAAACCGGUGCCGGUCAGAUGUUGUAUCAAACACGCGUUGUUUCUACUCACUGUACAUAGACCGCCUCACACUAAGGAAUGUACGUAGACAAAUAGGAAGUAAGUAGCGCGAAUGAGCGGAAGGGACGGAAGUCUAUCUCUGGCGGAAGGUCGGUCUCUGAGUAGGCUGCCUACUUGCCGGCCCCAAGAAACACUAGGCAAAUUCUUGUGUUUGCUUUACGUUCCGGAUUAUGAUUUCAAACAUUAGACAAAGAAGAAAUGAAUCAACGACCGAAAGCGUUAGGAGUGCGCGAGCGCUAGAAAAUGUAAAAACCUUCCACUACGAGGAAGACAAACUACCAAACAAUGAAUGGAGAAUGGAGAAAAAAAUUAAAGAGAAAACAACUGCGUACAAGGAAAACAUUCUUAAGGAUAAACGAAGAAAAAUAAAACAAAACAAGUGUAUGAUUUCCAAA
Messenger RNA from Anopheles stephensi (Asian malaria mosquito), 6216 nucleotides. Its product is annotated as titin. Gene Ontology annotation, molecular function: protein binding. The transcript has 17 exons. The record is from RefSeq and is a predicted model, not a curated record. The coding region runs from base 1844 to 4732 and encodes 962 amino acids. Lineage: Eukaryota; Metazoa; Arthropoda; Insecta; Diptera; Culicidae.